AUGGCUUCGAGAGCUUCCUCUUCGUCUCAUCAUCUGUGGGAUGAUGUACCUGAAGUAAUUUGGAAGCAGAUUUGGAGUUUUGAUACUCUCCCCAAGAUCCGGAGUUUUUUAUGGAGAGUGUGUGCUGAUGGGGUCGCAACAGCUUCAGCUCUAAAUCAUAGACGGAUCCCGGUUGAGAAUAUUUGUCAUUGGUGUGGUGCCUCUAGAAGAGACGAGCUCUCAUGUUCUGCUGAGUUGCGACUUCGCAAGAUGCGUCUGUAUUUAUGGUCAGCUCGCAACGAUCUCCUUUUCAACAAGAAAGCUUGGACCCCAAAUGAAGUCCUUCUUGCUGCCUCCGCAGCGUGUAUGGAGUUUCUUAAGGCACGUAGAUCUUCCCAAGCUCCCCCUCGUCCAGCGAGACCCCUCAGUGAUCAAAUCUGGCGCUGCCCUCCCUCAGGAAAAGUUAAGCUCAAUGGACAUGCUUCCCUGUGCAAGGAGAGAAACAAGUGUGGCAUCGGUUUUCUCAUUAGAGAUCACCUUGGGCGCUGUAUUGUGGCUGUUUCGGAUCCGGUUCCCUUCUCGAAGGUGGUGGUGGGGGAAGCGAUCGCCAUUCAACAGGGCCUUCUUGAAGCCAUUUCGGAAGGCACCCUCUCGAUUAUUGUUGAGAGUGAUAGUUUAGAGGUCAUUACUGCUCUUCUCAGUAGGGGUGGUACCUCGGCUCUCUCUAUUCGGCCAAUGGUUGAGGAUAUUCUUCAUCUAGCUUCUUAUUUUGAUGAGUGCAGCUUCUAG
Telopea speciosissima is the source of this 768-nucleotide messenger RNA. RefSeq lists its product as uncharacterized. Gene Ontology annotation, molecular function: nucleic acid binding; RNA-DNA hybrid ribonuclease activity. NCBI's taxonomy places the organism in Eukaryota, Viridiplantae, Streptophyta, Magnoliopsida, Proteales, Proteaceae. Bases 1 to 768 code for a protein of 255 amino acids. The transcript has 2 exons. The record is from RefSeq and is a predicted model, not a curated record.